AUGGACGACGAAUUGCUCGAGUUGCAGAGACAGUUCGAGUUCGCUCAACAAGCGAAGUCCAGUAUUCGAUUAUCCGAUCGAAACGUCGUUGAAUUAGUCCAGAAAUUGCAGCAACUUCAAGUCAUCGAUUUCGAGCUUCUUCACACUGCUUCCGGCAAAGAGUACAUCACUCUCGAUCAACUGAGAAAUGAGAUGGUGACUGAGGUGAAGAGAUUAGGGCGAAUUUCUGUGAUUGAUCUUGCUGAUGUUACUGGAGUUGACUUGUACUAUGUUGAGAAAUUGGCUCAGAGUAUUAUAACUGAUCACGGGGAAUUGAUGUUGACUCAAGGGGAAAUCGUUACGGAAUCUUACUGGGAUUCGAUUGCGGAAGAGAUUAACGAGAGGCUUCAAGAAUGUAGUCAGAUUGCUUUGACGGAACUUGCUGCGCAAUUGAAUGUUGGUUUGGAUUUGAUUGCGUCUGUGUUGGAGCCGCGUCUUGGAACUAUAGUUAAAGGAAGGCUUAAAGGUGGGCAGUUGUAUACUCCUGCCUAUGUUGCUCGUGUUAGUGCCAUGGUUCGAGGGUCUGUACGUGCUGGAGUGCAUUGGACACCAGCUGUAUUUGCUGUUGCUCAAAAGGAAUCUGUGGAUUCAUUCUUUUCACAAAAUUCUUUUAUCAGCUAUGACGUUCUGCAAAAACUUGGAAUUCCUCAGCCCGUUCAAUUCUUGCAGGUAACUAAUCCCAGAUAUCCUGAAGGCAAACCUCUUGUUACAACAUUUGUUCACCCAUCAAUGAUUGAGAUGCUAGAUGCUGCUACUGAGGAUGCUCUAGAACGUGGUAGCUGGAGUGAUUCUCUUUCCUUAUUGCCCUCAUCUUUUACACCUCAAGAUGCAUCUAAAAUGUUGUUCCUCUGUCAAUCUGUACAAUUGGCUCUUAAGUCUAACAAAGCACAUAUAUUUGGGGACUUCUAUGUAUUGAGCAGCAGCUUUAUGAAGGACAUUUGCGAUUGUACGGUGAAAGAAUUAGAGACAUUAGCUGUUUCAAGGUCUUUGGGCACUGUAAAACCUGGUGAUUUACCAAUAGCCAAUGAAGUAAAAGCAGGGUAUGAUUCAAGCAGGUUGAGUGUGUCCAGUGAAAUGGCAAGUGACAGUGGCUCCAACAAGCAUGCUGAUAAAGGGCCAAAGAAGAAAAAGGGGAAAGCCACUGGAAAUGCAUUAGCAAAUCAAUCAGAAAGUGGUGCUGAUAACCAAGAGCAUACUUCUACCAAAUCUAAGAAAAGCCAGAGAAAGGCCUUGGUUCCUGAUUUUGAAGAACAAGGUAUUGAUGAUCCUGAAACAAUUCUUAGGCCUUUGGUUAACAAGUUAAGGCCCACAAUAAUCAAUAAAAGGAAGGCAUUGUUUAAAGACAAUGCAGAAAGAAUGAAACAAUUGCUUGAUAAUUUGCAGAAAAAACUCGACGAGUCUUUCUUAAACAUGCAACUGUAUGAAAAAGCCUUAGAAUUGUUUGAAGAUGAUCAAUCAACUUCUGUUGUUUUGCAUAGGCAUUUACUAAGGACAGUAGCAGCUCCUAUGGUUGACAUGCUUCUUCAUGACUUGGAUGAGCAGAACAAAUUAAAGAACGGAGUAGAAGUGCAGGAAUCUCCAAAUUCUGAGUCUAUUUCGUUUAGUCCUGGAGAUAGAGCUGCAAUUUCCAAGAGUUUUCCAGGAGCUCUUUCAAAUAAGGCUCUUGUUGUUGUAGAAGCAUUGGAAGGAAAGAGGGUGGAAACAUUCAUGUCUUCAUUCAGAGCUGUGACAGAAGAGAGCGGGCUGCCUUUGAAAAAGCUAGACAAGAAACUAGAAAGGACACUUCUACAUUCAUAUCGUAAGGAAUUGACAUCUCAAGUUUCGGCUGAGACUGACCCUGUAUCACUUCUGCCGAAAGUCGUGUCUUUACUCUAUGUCCAGGUUUACCAUAAAGCUCUACAAGCCCCUGGAAGGGCCAUUUCUGUUGCUAUUUCUCAAUUGACGGAUAAGCUUGACGAGACAGCUUGCAAGAUUAUAGCUGAUUAUCAAGCUGCUGCCGUUACUCUUUUGACACUAUCAGCUACUCCUGAUGACGAAGACAGUUGUGCAUCGAAUAGAAUUAGAGAGAUUCUGGAGAGCCAAAUGCCUGCUCUUAAAAGUUUGGUUUCGGGUGCCUCACGGUCAUAA
Messenger RNA from Vicia faba (fava bean), 2166 nucleotides. Lineage: Eukaryota; Viridiplantae; Streptophyta; Magnoliopsida; Fabales; Fabaceae. The record is from the annotation of a GenBank genome assembly.